CCCGGCAGCCUGGCUCACCUUACCCCGCUCUGACACACGAUGCCAGGCACAAAAGGCUCCUGGAGAUAAACGGUCAGGGGUCUCUCCAGGUUCACUGGCCUGCUGAUCGCAGAAAUGGAGCCGGUGUACCGGGGGCUGGGCCGCUGUGUGUGCUGCUUCUGGCUCGCGGUAGCCUUUGACAUCAUGGGGCUUCUGGUCCUGCUGCUCGGGGUGUUCGUGAACGUUUUCUUCUAUGACCUGCUCAUAUACGCGGGAGCUAUCGUCAUCUUCCUCAGCCUCAUCUGGUGGGUGUUCUGGUACUCCGGGAACAUCGAGGUGUCCCCUGCGGAGCUGGAGGAUGAUGUAGGGUUACUGAAGAAGGACCGCGGGGCUCUGGGCGGCCUCAGCGGGGCGGUGCGGCGCCUCUCCAGUCGCGUGACCUCCGGCAUCAGGACAUCCUUCCGCAGGAACGGAGCACCGGCCCGCGCGAACAGGUCAGAAGGGGCCGAGCAGGUGGCUGUUGCCAUGACAACGAUGACCCCACAGGAGCACACCCCGCGAACUCCUGUCUCAUCAGUGGGGGGCUGUGACGUAGAGAUGCCUGCAGAAGGGAGAGGAAGACCUGAGGCUGUGGCAGGGAGAACUCUUAUCUCCGCUCACACAUUAACAGACGUGGUUUGAACAAUGGCCGACUCACCUGAACCUGCUCUGAUCUCAACCCUCACCCUCCAGACCUCCUCCACUUUUAUACUGUUUGUGAGUUUCAUGAGACAUU
Molecule: messenger RNA, 754 nt
Organism: Notothenia coriiceps (black rockcod)
Lineage: Eukaryota; Metazoa; Chordata; Actinopteri; Perciformes; Nototheniidae
Product: transmembrane protein 238
Exons: 2
Coding region: 115-660 (181 amino acids)
Source: RefSeq, a predicted model, not a curated record